Messenger RNA from Vespa crabro (European hornet), 2062 nucleotides. It is a transcript of the gene pygo, whose product is annotated as protein pygopus. The record is from RefSeq and is a predicted model, not a curated record. Lineage: Eukaryota; Metazoa; Arthropoda; Insecta; Hymenoptera; Vespidae. The transcript is spliced from 5 exons. Bases 373 to 1881 code for a protein of 502 amino acids.
AAUACACACACAAACGUAAGAUACGUACGUAAGCGAACGCAACAAUGGCGACCUAAGGAAUUGGCGUGCGCUUCUUCACUCGAUAUCAUUUUGACACCCCACCAGUGUUUACGCUGCCUCGAUAUAAGAAUCUAUGAAGGUGAAAUUCGUUAGUGUUAAGGAAAAAUAUGUGACUUAUAAAAGAGUAAUUUGAAAAAAGAAGUGGCUCGUUAUACGUCUCUCUCUCAAAAGUUAUUUAAGCGCACGACACGAUUCAUGGUGUUGGUCUUUGGCGAAAAAACUCACGAACGAUGUAUACUACCAUAUCGCGCCAGAUGUAACGCACUGUGGUGCUCGUACGGCAUGGUAAAAUAGGGGAAGAGAACGAAGGAGAUGAGCCACAAUAUUGCAGGCAUGCCACCCUUCGCGAGGAUGCCUUUGGGGGGUAUGGGAAUGGGUGUGAGCAUGGGUCCUAGUGCCCCGCAUCCUGAAACUUCUGCUCACCCCCAUCCUCCGCCACCACCACCUGCCGGUGCCAAUCCUAAGAAAAAAAGGCGUACCAAUGCCAGCGUAGCACAGCCACCCCCGCAACAACCUCCAACUGCACAGGAUUUACUACCUCCACCAUUAACCGGUUAUGGGGAUACGAUAGUCGCGAGUAAUCCAUUUGACGAUACGCCCCCACAGACCACUCAAAGUCCCAUGAUGCACGGCGGUCCACCACAUAUGCAUCCUCAUCAUCCUCAUCAUAUGGGUGGACCGCCGAUGCGUGGUAUGAGUCCUCUUACUUCUAUUGGCGGUAUGAGUCCUAUGAUGCCACAUAAUAUGGGUAGUAUGAGCCCAAUGGGUAAUUCACCAAUGACAAAUCAUAUGAACCACAUGGGUGGAAUGUCUCCCAUGAAUCAUACGCCUAUAGGUGGUAUAAGUCCUAUGAAUAAUAUGGGACCAAACAUGCCGCCAGGUCCAAUGAAUACUAUGAAUAAUCAUAUGAACAUGAGUCAUAUGGGAAAUUCGCAAUUAAGCGGUCCACCUAUGGGUAGUCCAAUGAAUAACAUGAACAGUGGACCCAUGGGUAGUCCCAUGAAUAAUAUGGGCCAUAGUAUGGGAAGUCCUAUGGGUGGUCCAUUAGGAUCACCCAUGAACACUAUGGGUGGAUCGAAUCAUAUGCCAAACGGACCAAUGAACAUGAACAAUAUGAAUAGCCAUAUACCACCCAAUAGUCCUUUAAAUGGUCCGUCUAUAAACAAUGUUAAUGUCAACAGUCCGUUAGGACAUAAUGGAUCUCAACCACAUCCGAAUCAUAUGGGAAAUAAUCUUAGUAAUAUAGGAAGACCUAUGAAUGGUCCUAUGACAACCAUGAGUUCUAUGGUCUCGAAUAAUAUGAAUAUGAGCGGGCCAAGUCAAAUGAAUAAUAUCAAUAUGGGUGGUCCACCAAUGAACAAUAUGUCCAAUAUGAAUAUGAGCCAUCAUAAUCAAAUGGGACAUAUGCCAGGACCAAUGGGUACAAUUUCCAGCAAUAUAGGAGGUGGUCCACCUAUGGGUCAUGCUAUAAAUAUGGGUGGAUCUAUGCCACCUCAUGGAUUUCAAGGCCCACCUGGAAUGGGCCCAAAACCAAUGCCUGUUUCUGCAGGAAAAAUAUAUCCUCCGGAUCAAGCUAUGGUAUUUAAUCCACAAAAUCCUAACGCACCACCAAUUUAUCCUUGUGGAGUUUGCCAUAAAGAGGUGCACGAUAACGAUCAAGCAAUUCCUUGUGAAUCUGGUUGUAAUUUUUGGUUUCAUAGGGGAUGCACAGGAUUGUCGGAGACAGCCUUUCAACUAUUAACUGCAGAAAUUUAUGCCGAGUGGGUGUGUGAUAAGUGCUUGCAAUCGAAAAGCAUACCUUUGGUUAAGUUUAAACCAUAACACUUCUUGACCCGUCGUAUAUGCGACGCACGAGUGACUCUUUGUUAGCGUUUACACUUUGUACACGCACACACAUGCGCGUGCGAUUGCACACACGUAUACACACACACACACAUACAUACAUACAUACAUACAUACAUACAUACAUACAUACAUACAUAUACACAAACAUACACACAUA